Molecule: messenger RNA, 1664 nt
Organism: Porites evermanni
Lineage: Eukaryota; Metazoa; Cnidaria; Anthozoa; Scleractinia; Poritidae
Source: the annotation of a GenBank genome assembly
AUGGCAAACAAAUCUUCGUCAAGGUUUCAAGCAAAUCUUUCCUACACCGACGCAGUAGCAUCGCUUACAGAUGGGUCACUACUUUCUGUCAUCUCUUUGGGCUGCGUUAUGGCAUUCGCGACUUUCGGUAACAUUUUGGUUCUGCUUGCCGUGUACCGCACGAAACGUUUGCGAACAACAGCUGCCAUUCUGGUGGUAAACUUGGCAAUCGUAGACCUUUCAAUCACAAUCACAGUGGUGCCGUUUGUGAUGGCCACAGCUGUAACUCAACAGUGGAUAUUACCUUGGGCGAUCUGUAAGCUUACAGGUUUCAUAAACGCUUUCUUGACCGCGGGUCAAAUCAUGGCUUUGGUACAUUUCAGUAUUAACAGAUAUAUAGCAGUUGCAUUACCACACUCUUACGAAACAAAGUGCACCAAACAGGCAACUAUUUUCUCUGUAGUGUUAAGUUGGCUAUAUUCUCUCAUUUGGACCUUAAUGCCUUUCUUUGGAUGGGGAAAGCUUGGAUUUAUCCACGGCACUCUGUUUUGCAACAUUUUGUGGUCUGAGGAAAUUGCUUAUGCGAUUACAGUUCAAGUAAUGUGCUACUUCCUACCUUGUAUAAUGGGAGGGAUUCUUUACCUAAACGUUUACCGACUCGUAAGAUCGCAGGGAAAGAAAGUUUUUGAGACAGCUACGAGUAUAGAAUUGACGGAAAAUGGGUCAGGCAAAGAAAGUACGGAGUCAAACUUAAGCACUGUCACAGCAAGCCCAUCUGGAGCAAUUUCGUUUCAUAAUCUUGCUGUUUCAAGGGAUGACAUCACCGAGUCAGGGUUCACUGAUGAUAACCGCAAUGCUCAGGUCGCUCAGACAUGUGCUGCUGCCUUGAGACGAGCUAGACGGCGGAAAGCCAUGGAAGCAAGGGUAACUAGAACGCUUUUAGCCGUCGUCAUGGCUUUUGUAUUCUGUUGGAUCCCACGUGGAAUCGCGAAUGUUUGGGCGAUCUUCGCGAGUCGUGAAGAUGUCCCGCGCGCGCUUGAGUACAUUUCAACGGUUUUUGUUUUUCUUAACGGGGCGGUGAAUCCUGUUUUGUACGCCGCGUUGCACCAAGAUUUUAAGCACGCAUUCAUUAGGAUUCUUUGGUGCCAUAAGCCAAAGACGAAGAGCAACCGAAACGGAGCUUUUACUAAUGCAAGUGUUUCUUGACCUGACGAAAAGUGGCGGGAACUGUAUGAAAAGGAUUAGCCUAGAAGGGAUAGGAAAUUAAUGUUAAGUGUUGAUUUACCUGUGCAGCAAAUCCUCGAAACGCGCAAAAAAGAAUCACGUCACAAAUAUUCAAGAAGAUAGGAAAUCAAUGAUAAGUGUUGGUUUACCUCUGUAGGGAAUCGUCGAAACGCGCGCGGGAGAAUUACAUCUCUCGUUUUAUCAAUCCUAUUCAAGAGGAUAGGAAACCAAAGUUAAGUGUUGGUUUACCUGUAAACCAAAUCCUCGAAACGCGGGCAGAAUAAUCGUUUCUCAAGAUUUUUUUCACCCUUGUUGAUCUCUUGCUUUUAACUAAAUGUUCCCAGGAAAAAGCUGGAAAAAAUGGUAAAGAAUAUCAGUAAGAAAAAGUAGAAAAUAGAGACCACAGGAUUUAAAGCCUCGCAUGAACAACAUGUAAUAGUUUUUAAUUUUAUUUUUAUAGU